GUCAAGUUGAUGAGGCAGAAGGACUUGCCUGCUUGUGCUACAGACUCUAGACUCACGACUCACGACUGCAUGGCCAUUUGUCAUUCGUCUUUGUACUCACUGACCUUCACCAUCAUACACACACCCACUUGGCACUCACUCGUCAGGUGGAGCGGGGUGGACCCUGGUUCGGAAGCAACAAUGGCAGCUACGAUUCCCAUCGCAGACUCGGUCAAGCCGAGCGUGGAAGAGUACCGCAUCACCUCGUACGAUGGUUUGACCUUACCAGCCCGUCGAUUUACUCCCAAAGUCGAAGCUUUUUCGUUGCCCAAAGCUGCCGUCAUCCUCCUGCAUGGCUUCAUCGAACAUCACGAUCGCUAUCAGCACGUUGGCAACUUUUUGGCUUCGCAAGGUGUUCAGACUUUGACCUUCUCUCAAAGAGGGUAUGGAAAACAGGAAAUAAAGAAGAACUACUCCAACACCAGUUGGCCUCAACUGUUUCAGGAUAUCGAGAGCAUCGUUGUGCAGGAGAGGAAAGCUUUGGAUGAAAAGCAUGGAGAGGGAAGGGUGCCUCUGUUCUUGUAUGGACACUCCAUGGGAGGCGGUCUGGCGUUUGGCUUCUUUGCGAGACCAGAGACGGAAGAGGGGGCGCCCAAAGCAGAGACGAAGAAGCUCAUCAAGGGCAUCGUCGUCUCGAGUCCUUGGCUGCGUCUGACGCACCCUCCACCGAGCGCCUUCUUCUGGCUCGCCCCGAGACUCUUGAAAGCCUUCCCAAACGUCAUGUGGUACGCGCCCGUCAACCCCGCAGAGCUGUCUCACGACCCAGCAGUCGUUGCGGAGAACAAGAAGGAUCCUCUCAUUUCUGGCGUCGUCUACGUUCGAGCUAUUGCCGGACCUCUGCUCGGAGGUCCCAGGUUGGUGAGCGAGUGGUACAAAAACUAUCCCAAGGACUUGCCGGUGCUUUUUGCACAUGGAGAAGCGGAUCCCGUCACUUCGCCCAAGGCCAGUAGGGAAUUGUACGAGAAGCUGGACGCCUCGGACAAGGACUACAAGAGCUGGCCUGGAUUCUUUCACGAAGGUCACAACGAGAAAGGCGAUGACAAGGUCCACUUUUUGCAAUACAAUGUCGACUGGAUCCUCAGGCAUGCAGGUAGUCCCGAUGAUGGUGCAGAAAAGGCAGGCCCAACACCGGGCGUCGCCGCCGCUCCGGUGGUCAUGAAUUCGUUUGAGGAAGACGCGGACGAGAAGAAAGCAGAUGGCAAAGCGUGUUGGGCCACUCUGAUGACUGGCGAAAAGUACCUGCCAGGUCUGGUCGUGUUCGCAACGAGCCUGCUGCAGACGCACAAGAGCAGAUAUCCGCUCGUCGUGUACGUCACUGGAAAGCUUUCUGAGAGGGCCAGAAGGGUGGUCAGCGCGUUGGGAUGCAAAAUCGUGGAGGUGAAGGAUUUGAGACCGACAUCGACCAGCACUAAUCUUGCGUACGAGCGCUUUGGAGAUGUGUGGACGAAGCUGAGAGCAUUUGAGCUGACGCAGUAUGAGAGAGUGGUCAUGGUGGACAGCGACAUGUUGGUACGGAGGAAUAUGGACGAGCUGAUGGAUCUGCAGUUGGACGAUGGCAAAGAGAUAGCGAGCAGUUUCGCCUGCACUUGCAAUCCCAAAAAGAUGCCAACCUAUCCUGCGGAUUGGGUUCCUGCCAAUUGCGGCUUCACUCCGCAAACACAUCCUUCUUGCCUCACGAGUCCACUGCAGGUCACUGCAGAUUCUCUACCCACUCAUAGAUUGCUCAACAGCGGUCUAGUCGUGCUCAAGCCUUCGCUGGAUACCAUGAAGGACAUUGAGCAUAUGCUCGGUACCGAUCCGCGCGUGCUGGCUUGGUCCUUCCCUGAUCAGGACCUCCUCGCUGCGUUGUUCGAGUCCAAGUGGCAGGUGCUGCCUUGGACGUAUAAUGCCCUCAAGCCGUUGCGCUACGUGCACCCUCGGAUGUGGGUGGAUGCAGAAGUGCGAAACGUGCACUACAUCCUCGACAAGCCCUGGCAAUCCACCUGGCAAGAGGUUCGCUCAACAGACGACGCAACGACGCACGGCUGGUGGUUAUCCGCUUUCCGCGAACUGGACAUGGUCGAUGGAGCUGGAGCUGGAGCCGGAGCUGGAAGAGGCGCAGAAGGCGGCGGCGUCGUCAUCGACCCGCAAGAUUGGCAGGAUCUCGUGCGCGAUAAUAUGAAGAUUGGGGGCGAACACGAAGGUAUGGAUGACUUUUUGCAAAGUCAGAAUGGCAAUGCCACCAACUCGCCUCGAUCGCGCUUCAGCAAUCUCUAGUAAAGCUCAUCUGUAAUCGUGCUCUCAUCCGAUUCAUCACCUGUUCCAGUCAAUCCCAAGCACCGGCCAUGUUAAUGAACAACGAAACCGCCCCUUAUCCUCGUCUGUGCGUCUUGAGCGCCAACAACACUCGACGGAUCCCCGAGCAGCAUCGCAAAUGCCAAUCGCAAUGCUUCGACUGUGUAGCAGCAGAUUCUCAUUGACGGGGCUCUGCGCACUACAGCUACGCAUACGUAUCGACGAGCGCGUCUCUGAGUUCGUCGACCACUCCGCUUCCGCCCGCCUGAUUGAUCUUGAAGGCCGCUUCGAUGACGGACAAUUCCGUCGCCGUGCUAUCCAAUCCCGCAAACGCUGCA
Ceraceosorus guamensis is the source of this 2651-nucleotide messenger RNA. RefSeq names its product nucleotide-diphospho-sugar transferase. Gene Ontology annotation, molecular function: glycosyltransferase activity. The record is from RefSeq and is a predicted model, not a curated record. The transcript is spliced from 11 exons. Bases 181 to 2295 code for a protein of 704 amino acids. NCBI's taxonomy places the organism in Eukaryota, Fungi, Basidiomycota, Exobasidiomycetes, Ceraceosorales, Ceraceosoraceae.